AUGUGGCCACCGGCCACCGCACGCUGUUUCGAGGCGUCCAGGAGCCCCGGCGGGUUCUUCUCUAUCGACCACAUCACCGGAUCGAAGCCGGGGAACACCUGCGGCGCCGCCCGCAUCCGUUCCCUUUGCCGGCGUCCUCCUCGGUCAUUGCGUCGAUCUACUCGCUCCGACCGUCCCCGGCACCCUCGAGCCUUCCCCAAGCAUCAAUGUGUUGCCUCCACAUUUCGUUGGCUCAAACCCGUCGCGAGGCGAGGAAUUCCUCGAGCUCUGCUUCGACCGCCGCGGAGCUCGACGUUGCGGUUGCGCCCAGCACCGGCCGCGGCCGCCCACACCCGCAGCCACGGCCCCCGACCGCGCCCGCUCCGCCCAUCUCUGCUGCCUGCCGCUCGCUCGUCGGCGGUGACCCGCGCCCACGCCACGUGCCUCGACCGCUCCUCUGCACGCGCUGCACCGCGCCCGGUCACACCCUACGCCUGCCUCGCCAUGCUCCAGCCCCGCGCCUCGCCUCCGCCUGCUGCCGUCGUACUCCACCCUCCCCCACUACUGCCUGAAGCUGCAGCUCGCCUCCACUGCAGCAUGCAGGCCUCCGCGUCGGUGGCCGCCUUCGCUACCGCCCGCAGGCCCGCGCGCCCCCGCACCGGCAACUGCCGCCGCUGCUCUGCCUGGCUGCCGCCGCCUACCACCUCCGGCCUCCCCUGCCGCGCCCCCCGCCAGCGCCGGCGCCGCUGGCUGCCGCCCGAGCCCGGCCCCGCCCGCUUCUGGCCAUGGCCGCCGGUCCUCCUCUGCGAGGCCGUGCAUGCUGCCCAGCCACCGGAGGCCGGCUGUGAACCCCCCUUGACAAGUGGGGUCGGCCCUUAA
Messenger RNA from Aegilops tauschii subsp. strangulata, 858 nucleotides. The record is from RefSeq and is a predicted model, not a curated record. NCBI's taxonomy places the organism in Eukaryota, Viridiplantae, Streptophyta, Magnoliopsida, Poales, Poaceae.